This is a messenger RNA of Tarenaya hassleriana, 1634 nucleotides long. RefSeq names its product casein kinase II subunit alpha-2. Gene Ontology annotation, cellular component: protein kinase CK2 complex; cytosol; nucleus. Bases 1 to 1395 code for a protein of 464 amino acids. The record is from RefSeq and is a predicted model, not a curated record. The transcript is spliced from 11 exons. Gene Ontology annotation, biological process: protein phosphorylation. Gene Ontology annotation, molecular function: protein serine/threonine kinase activity; ATP binding. NCBI's taxonomy places the organism in Eukaryota, Viridiplantae, Streptophyta, Magnoliopsida, Brassicales, Cleomaceae.
AUGAACCCUAGAGAGAGACGGAGAGAUCAAAACGGAAAAGCUCCACCAGUUUUUCGAAAAUUUAGAUCCGGUGAGCUAAACGACACCGUUUGGAGUCAACCAGGAAAAAACGCACAAGAAGAAGAAGCGAUUCAUAUCACCUUCUCUCUUCGCAGCGCCUUCUCCCCUUCCUCCUCCGCCGCCGAUCUGUUCUCUAUCUUCUCUGGCCGUUCUUCUCCGUCGCCGGGAAGAGGAGUAGUCUACGUUUUUUGUCGGCGGUAUCUUCGCUUGGGGGUCCUUCGCCUCAAGCGCCUCGUUUUACCGUCACAAGCUGAGGCAACAUCGCGCAAGGGUUUGCAGACGCCGGAAAAGCUGGCUCACAAGAUCGGAAAAUCAAUCCGCCGUCCCGGCGCGCCGUCCAAGGCUAGGGUUUACGCCGAUGUCAACGUCGUUAGGCCCAAGGAGUACUGGGACUAUGAGUCCCUGACCGUUCAAUGGGGUGAACAGGAUGAUUAUGAGGUGGUGAGGAAGGUCGGAAGGGGCAAAUACAGUGAAGUGUUUGAGGGUGUACACACUACAGAUAAUGAAAAAUGCGUUAUCAAGAUUCUGAAGCCGGUGAAGAAGAAGAAGAUUAAGAGGGAAAUUAAGAUUCUUCAGAACCUUUGCGGCGGGCCAAAUAUCGUGAAAUUGCUAGACAUUGUUAGAGAUCAGCAGUCAAAGACUCCCAGCUUGAUAUUUGAAUAUGUGAACAACAAGGAUUUUAAAGUGCUCUAUCCAACACUUUCAGACUACGAUAUUCGAUAUUAUAUCUAUGAACUUUUGAAGGCCUUGGAUUAUUGCCACUCACGGGGAAUCAUGCACAGAGAUGUGAAGCCGCAUAAUGUAAUGAUUGAUCAUGAACAGCGAAAACUUCGUCUAAUUGACUGGGGAUUGGCAGAAUUCUAUCAUCCUGGGAAAGAGUACAAUGUUCGAGUUGCUUCAAGGUACUUUAAAGGUCCAGAGCUGCUUGUUGAUUUGCAGGAUUAUGACUAUUCUCUAGACUUGUGGAGUCUCGGAUGUAUGUUUGCUGGAAUGAUUUUCCGCAAGGAGCCAUUCUUCUAUGGCCAUGACAACUAUGACCAAUUGGUAAAAAUUGCAAAGGUACUCGGUACGGAUGAACUUAACGCCUACCUGAACAAAUACCGUAUAGAGUUGGACCCGAAUCUUGCAGCCCUUGUUGGAAGGCAUAGCCGGAAACCAUUGUCAAAGUUCAUCAACUCUGAGAACCAGCACCUGGCAGUUCCUGAGGCUGUUGAUUUUGCUGACAAGCUGCUGAGAUAUGAUCACCAAGAGAGGCCGACUGCCAAAGAAGCAAUGGCACAUCCAUAUUUCUACCCUAUAAGAAACGCAGAGAGCAACCGAACUCGCAGCCAGUGAUGAUGGCCCGAUGAAACAGCUCUCUGAUCUCACUUGGCCAAUAUAUUUUACCCCAAAAAAAACUUUUAUUACAUGGAGUCUCUCUCUCUCUCUCUCUAUUCCUAUAUGUGAUUCAUGUUUAUUUCUUCUUCUUCUUGUUGCCCUUCAAGUGUUGCUUCUGUGUCAAGAAAUGUGGAUUGUUGUUUUCCAUUGUCUUCUAUGGUGCAAAAGUUGAAACUGUCUGUUUGUUCUUCACAGCC